GGCUCUGCUCUGCUCUGCUCUGCUCGGUGCAGCUGGAGUUUGUUCACGCGGAGCGGCAGACAGACAGGACGGUGUGUGCACGAGGAGGGGACAGACUGAUACAGACAGACAAACAAUCAGGGGAAAGUCCGGUAAGGUCGCAUCCUCCUGCAUCACUACAGCGGUCAGAUAUUGUAGCGUUUAGAUGGGUUAAUCCAAGUUUAAUGCAGGUUUUUGCGGAGCUGAGGCGGAAUGGGUGAUCCGUGCUGGGCUCCACUUGUUUCAGGAGGAGACUUUUAGGUCAGUGCAUGAUUGAGGAGAUGUGUUAAUGCAGAAAUUUACUCCUGGAUUAACACACAACACAAAAAGGUGCAUGUUUAAGCUUACCCCUGUGUAUGAUAUAUCAGUUUGGCAUAAUUGAAUAAUCAUUAGCGGCACAAAAAAAGAAAUAAAAAGCAGCAUGUCACUCAUCCGGCUCAUAAAUGUGCCUUUCAGCAUCUUAAAUCUGUGAAAACUUGAAUGAACUUUUAUGCUUUCUGAUGCAUGGGCGGAGUUUAGUGCAGGAUAGUUUAACUCUUGGCUGCACAUAUAGAGUGAUGUCUACUAGGCCUGCACAGUGUCUGAAUAAUAGGAGAUGUGCAAUUACAUGGCUCAGGUAUGGAGGCCGAGAACCGGCACUGCUGCAAAUAAAAAAAGAAUGCAAAAAAAAGAAAGAAAGAAAAAAACGACAAAAGGAGUUAUUGAUUAAAAAAAAAGAAAACCGAAGCCUGCUGCAGAUAAAAAAGCCACAACAGAAAUUAACGACACACAAAAAAAAAGUGGCGAUGGGAAAAAAAAGUUUCUUACUGCAAAAGUAAAAGGAUGCAAAUAAAAAAGCCACAACGGAAGUGAGCUGUCGGGGACCAAUAAUGAUGAGGCACUGGGGUUUUACGAUCUAGGCACAGAAGACGAUGGCAAGAAACGAGCAAAGAAGUUAGAAAAAAGGUUAUUGUUUAAUUUCGCCUCCUUUGCUUUUCAAUAUGUCACUUGGUUAGGCCAUGUAGCACCUGUGUCGAUAAGAAGUUGAACUGAAGCUAACGCUACACCGGCUGACCACUUGCUUCUCUAGUUAUACCAACUUUAGUAACGACCACACAAUAGCAAUAUACAGCGGUUUAUGAAACCACACACAAACUUUAACCAAAACGCCACUCUAUAGCCACAAAUAAUGCUUAGAACAGCACCUAACUUCAUCAACAGUACAUAUAGGGUCCUAGCCAUAGCCCUAGCCACCAAACACCUUUUUAACUUUGCCUGAUUUCUUUAGCAAAGAGACUAAACACAACUCACCUACUCUCUUCCAGCAGCCGCUUGUUUGUAGUGAGACCUCCAGCCAGUCCAUUAUGGACUGCUGCAGGGUGACGCAGCUCAAGGAAGAACAUUAUGAUCAUUACUUUAUCAUUUCCUUGAAGUAAUAGCACCAUAUUUAUCAUUUUGCACUGCUGACACUAGUUCUUCUGCCUUAGCGUCUCUAUCUGGUUGCAUUUCCAUGAAGAAAUGAUCAGAAUAUAUCCCUUUAAUACCAUUUGGUCGAGGCAGCCAAACAUGCCUCCACAACUUAAGCGCUGCUCAAAAAAAGUUGCAUUGCUAGCUCCAUCUGCUCUGCCAGAUAUCCCAACAUGCUUUGAGCAGAAGUGACCUGAAAGCUAGGCUAGUUUGUUAAAUUAUUAGCCAGAUCUGCCACCUAAUUUAGCUAGUUUUGAGCAACUCUAGCCCAAACCCUUGUCUGGGUGUUAGAGUAAGUUCCUCUAAAAAAUUUUAAGCACCUAUCUUUGCUGUGAAAAAGCUUAUUUGUCUUUGCACUGUUUGUGAAUACAACACAGAUGUGUUUAUGUGCUGUUGUUGUUGGUGUUGUAGGACACACUUAGCUAGAGCUUUAGCAUCCCAAUAGCUUUUAUUAUUUUACGUGGACUCUGCACUCUAACUUGAAGAAGGAACUUGUAUAUAGCUGAAGCAAAGGGCAGCCGUUUUUGGCAAAGUUGUUGGUUUGAUGGAAUAAGCUCUUUUUCUGAUUUUAAACUAAAACAUCCAAUGAAAAUGAGGCAGUGUUUGGAAGAUGGUGGUAAUAGUUUAAGGUUAGUUACAGGUGCAUAAAUGUUAUUAGAUAGCUCCAUUAUCCCUCACAGAUAAACUAAGUGGAUUUUAUUACAUUUUUCCACACUCCCUGUCCAUCCAUUACUCUCCUAUCUUCACUGUGUGUUUGUGUGUGUGUGUGUGUGUGUGUGUGUGUGUGUGUGUGUGUGUGUGUGUGUGUGUGUGUGUGUGUGUGUCAGGUGGGGAUUAGUGGCAGUGCCCUCUCUGUAUAGUUUUAGCACAGCAGUAUUUGUACUCACUCUGACAUUGGAGGUGUUUUAAUGCAGUAAGUGAUAAAGGGAACUUGAAAUACAGAGCAAUGCAGUAAAGGCUGCAUCACCUCAGCAGUCCACUUUACUGCAGCUGCAGAGCUACAACUACUCUGAUGCUAAUCUAGAAAACACACCAGCAGAGACUAAGAUGACUGAAGGUCACUGAAUAGGCUGAGUGUACAUUUAACCUCCCUGACAUGGUCGGCUGACUUGUCAUAAAGCUGACAUGUCUGAUAUCAAUGCGCACUAACUGCUAUUACUGUAAACCACUCUGGUAGUUUGAUUCAUAUACUCUCAGUUAUAAGUGUGCACGUGUAUCAGGCAGACAGUGCAAAGCCAGUAGUCCAGAUAACUUAUGUAACAACCUCUGAGUCCAUUUCUGUUACGUGGAUUUGGCACAAACUAAACUUCCUCUCAGAUAUUAAAGGGAAAUGUAUAAAGUGGCUGUAGGCUGCCAUAGCUAACCUUUUACAUACAUAGGAUAGUGAAGUUGCCAGCUCACAUACAUUUAUAUUAUUUAGUGGUACUUUGUUGUAUAGACUAUAUUGGUCAGAAUCAGCAGCGUUACACUGUAUAUUCCCAGUUUAUUGCUAUCUUUUAAAUCCUAGAGGCUUAUCAGGUUAUAAAUGUAUUUUAAUAUGGACAGACUGACAGUGUCACAGCAGUCCUAGACUCUUUAUGCUCCUUUAGAAAGACCCCAUUAUAUAUAUAAAGACCCCAUAUAUAAAUCCAGUAUAUGUAGCUGAUGUUGUACCAUGUUCAUUUAAUUAACCUGACUGACAGACAUCUCUUUUCACUGUAAAUGUCAACUGGUGUUUCUAUUGAUGUUUAUCUUCAGAAGGCCUGCAGCAGGCUGACCUGCUGCCCCGUGACACUUUAACCUCCGCGGAUCAAUGAGCUCUGUGCUGUAAGCUCCGCUGUCCCCCUACCGCUACGUCUGGCUGGUUAAAGCUCAUUGAUUAGGAUUGGACAUCAGCCAGAUUAGUGACUAUUAACAGAGUAGUAGCUCUGUGUGUGUGUGAGUGAAAGGGAUUUGAAGUGACUCUGUGUUUGUGUGUUAAGGGUGGAAACGUUUACUGGAGCACAACUGUAACAAACAGCACAGGCAUAGACUUCUAUUAGCCGGGACACUGUGAAAUCAGAGGAUGCUUCUAUAUGAUCCAAACACUUGGUAGCCAACAUAGCGGCUAUGGUCUCACAGUCCUGUAAACAAGACAUAUAAACUGAACUUGUUCUUAACUUGUAAUCUCUUAAUUCGCAUUUUGGAAAGCUAAAUUGAUCAUUUCUACUUAGUAAGCAAGCUCAUGCACCAACUUUUCAGGAGUUAAUGAUAAUGCUAGCUAGUAAUCUGUGUCUCUUGUAUAGCCUAUAAUAGGAUACUCAGUUGGUUUGCAUGCACAGUUAAAUUGGCUACGGUUAUAGCUCGAUUAGGUGAUUUAAUUGGACUACUAUCAUUGUAUCGGUUACUGGGAGUGUUUCUACAGCUACUAGGCAACCCCUCCCCCCAUAACAGAUUCAGGAAUUAAAGAUUAAGAUAUAAUAACCUUCAAUCUUGUUUCUGAUGAUCUUGUUUGCUUUUGGAUAUCAUGAAGAGGCAUCAAUUUUAAAUGCAGUCGAUUUCAGUAACAUCGAAAAACUCCUCUCAGGAGCCUUAGAAAUAAGAUUAAACAUUAGGGAUGCACCGAUCCAAUAUUUGAUAUCGAUAUUGGUCCCAAUACUGAAGAAAAUUCUAGAUCAGGUAUUGUGACAAUGGGCCGGAUGCAUAGGGGCCGAUCUGUCAAGCUUGACGGCUACUUGCAGUACCUGCGCAGUAAACAUUGCGAAGGGCAGUGGUAAAACUUCAGGUUACAACAAAAGGUAAUUCAUCGCAGCUUUUCUGUAUCAGAAUGGGAUCGGUAUUGGCCGAUACUAAACUGUAGAUAUCUGUAUCGGUAUCGGAGGUGAAAAAAGCUUGUUUUUAAACAGGUUCUCUUUUCCCUAUAGGACUUUUGAUAUUAGUAUUUUUUAAUGCUAAGGGUAGCCAGGCUAGCUCUGUCUCAUUGUUUUCUGUCUUGAGGCCUAGGGUAUCCUCCAGCGGGGAACUUAACAAACAUGAAAGCCAUAUUAACAUUUCAAAUUUGCAAAAGAGGACCAACGUAUUUCCAAAAAAAUCAGAUAUUUCUUUUAUCCAACUGUAAAGAAAAGGACAAGUUCCAAGUCCCCAUAGAAUUUAAUAUGUGCCAACUCUAAAAUGAGCCAAAAAACAGAAAUAUUAAAGUACAUCAGCUAUAGAGUGGAAUAGAGUCAUCACAUCACACAGACUCGAUAUUGUACUGACUUGAAUGUUCCUACUUGAUAUCUUGCUUCAUAGAUGAUCUAAUUAUAGGAUUAUGUUGGUGGGCUCAGGUAUGAUUGGAAUUACAUAAGGCGAGAUCUAACACUCAGGAGAGCCAGGAUGCUGUCAGUCAAGCACAGUACAGGACAGCACUGUACAAAAAGUCCUGAGAGGCUGAUUGAGUGAAAGAUGCUGUGGGUGGACUUGAUUUGGAGAACAUUUGAAAUACUUUAGCGCCUAACUGAGGUUAAAUGUUGUUUUUUUCUUGAUCAGUGUACCAAUCAAAUGACUUUUUAUUUGAUGACUCUCUGAUCCUGCUUUUUUAAACAAGCAGUUCAUAAUGUAAGAUGCAUGCCGUGCUCUAUCCAGCAGAUGAUAUCAGUGUCACACAAAAGUACACACAACCCUUCCCUCCCAAAAAAAAUCACCAUAAGCAUAAAAACCUCAGGAUAUUGCUUCUUGAACAUUCUCAUUCAAUCCCUUGCUGUGCUGCCAAAACAACCCCAGAUCCCAUUUAAAUGAAAAGACGUGCCCAGAAAUAAACAUGGUGCUGUGGUUCAUAAAUCUAUGCUGUUGUGAUGACUGACUUCAGCCCAUUGUUUUCAUUUGAAAGUGAGGGAGCCUCAAAAACAAAAGGGAAAUGGAAGAAAAACGAUGGCUCACAGGAAAGAGACUGACUGUUUGCAUUCAGAUUACUCUGUGUUUCCUUGAUGUCUGCUCUUCUUUGCAUCUAAAUCAAGAAAUUUGUCUUUGUUUUCUUGACCUGAGGAAAAGAGGGAGGAAAUAGUCAAACAAACCCCACCUACCAACUAAAACAACAACCUGACAUUGUCUUUAUUUCAUUUUUCUUCCACCUAUGUCUCAUUUUUGAUACACCAGGCUCCACUUAACUUUUCUCUGUUGUUUAACCCCUUGUUCACACACAUCCACAUUAAUUAUUUAAGUUGCACAUACAUUAUCCUUGGUUCUGUAUGCACAGCUGUGUAUUCAAGUUUUCAUCUGGUCUAGGUUUCCUUCCAUAUGUACUUGGGACACAUUAUAUAAAGAUAAGCUUCAACAUAUUAAAUCUGUGUCUGCACAAGGCCAUUCUCUCUACUCUAAGUAAUCCAGUUAAGUUGGAGUGGAUGUACAGAGGAAAAACAGACACAUUUAGAUAAUUACUACAAACAUUAUUUGUGGCCUGCCAAUAAGAUUAAAGCUUUUAAGAAAUUAGAAACUCUCAAGGGACAUGCAGGUCUGUUUUAUGUUCUGUGCGUGCUUUCCUGUUUUUUUCUGGUAGGAAACUGUGAGGGGUGUGUUCAGCCUGAAAAGACUGCAUAAGAGUUUUUGUUGUUGUGGGCCCAUAAAUAUGACUUCAUUGAAACAGAGCAUGAUUUUGAUUCAGGUAGAAAGAGGUUUCCCCUCUGGUGACAAAAUAAGAUGUUGUUUAGGAAACACAACAUACUGAAUAUCGUCAUUGCUGUGAUUUAAUCUGAGCGUGAGGCUUUUUUUAGAGUGUGUUAUUGCUUUUUUUUUUUUCUUUUACAACAGUUUAACAACCUGCAGACAGUGGUAAAAGGUAAAGCUUGACAACUUAAAGCUUGACAGCCGAUUGUUGUAGAGCUACUUUGUUUGUGUUCAUAGUUACCACAAAGCAGCUACUUUAUAUGUGUAAUUAUCAAUGUGUUGAAUUUUUAUACAAGCUUUUUUAAUGCAACUGUUCUGAGGAAUCAGAUUUACAGAUAAGACUAAUGCUGUCUGUUUAAUGUACACUGGCUAUUAUUGAAUACCAGGCUGAAGUAAGUUUAAGUACAGUUGAUAUCAACACUGAAGGAACACAGCUUGUCCAAUUCUAUUUUACAAAACAAGCAUGUUUUUAACAGUAAGAAAACAGUACAGAAGAUGUAAACGACUUUCUGUUUGAUUGGUGUCAAAAUUGCUUAAGAUAUUCCAUUUUCAAUAUCUCUAAUACUAUGAAACCAUGUACUAAAAACGUGCAACCUGAACGAGCAAAAGCAACAAAAUCCUCCUGAUUACAUGGUUUCCUAUUUGAGACCAAGUCACCUAAGUAGAAGGGUCUGGUAUCAUUCGGUUUACUCCAUUUUUCUGGGGGAUGUUGGUCACAAUCAUAGACAUGUAUAUAGAAUGGACAGCGUUUGCCUCCUCGCUGGGGAUACAUUGUUUGAGCGGCGCGUCAUCACAGUGACUCUACCGCCGAAUUCGUACAAUGCUAAUGUGCAAGUGGAGGAGUGUGUACAACGCUACUGCACAAUGUUGGUUUCAGGAAAUGGAGAAAAAUCGUGGAAAUACCAAGAAUUUUUCGGCUUUGAAUCCGUAUACUGGCGGAAGGCAGAACCAAGUUGUCCAUAGUAUAUACAGUCUAUGGUUACCAUGCAUACCAAGGUGACUGGAAGCAAUAGCAUAUAGACGUACAACCAACCAGAUUAACGCUGUACGUGACGUAGUGUAAAGCGACAGGCAGCAGCAUCCACUGAAUGCUGUAUGUCAAGUUGAUUUUGUCUUCUUCAAAGGAUUUUAGUAGGACAUAUACGAUGGGCAUCUCCAAAUUAUUGAAUUUCCCGUCAGGAUCAAUAAAGUUAUUAUCUUAAAAUGUCUGAGUCCUAAGAUCAAAUGAAAGAAACACCCCAUUAGCUGUCAGUACCAAGAACCAGGGUUUGGUAAUCUUCCAACAAUAAUGAGCCUCACAGCACAUCUCCCCAGAGAAUAGUAAACUCUUUGACUUGAUUUGGGUUAAAAAUGAAAAAAAUAAUUGGUGUAUUUGGGUGUUGGUUCAACCAAAUGCUUUGUGCUCAGCAGUCCUCUUUAUGCGGUCUCCUCUGAGAUGUAGUCUUGGCGCUGUUUCAUCAUCUCUGUCAGGCUGUUUACCAGCUUUGCUUCAGUGCAUCGAGUCCCCCCCGGGGGGCAAACAGGACAGAUAGUAACACGCUCCUUUAACUCCGGCUUCACCCUUUUAACUAUCAUGUGUUUGUAUCUGCACUCUCAACACUUGUGUAGUUAUUGUUGUUUUAUGAGAGCAUUUCUGAACCAUCUUGUACCAAUUUCUGAGACUUAGACCAGCUGUUGUCCUACAUCAGUGAUUCAGUGAAGAAAAUGUGUUAGUUUUAUGUCAAUAAAUAAAUGUUCAAGGAUUUUUGGGACUUAGGUUUUAGUUUUGAAAAUUUGACCCAUGUCCCCGAAGAGAGUGAUGUAAUUCCAGCUUGGAUUGUUUUUUGAGGCUUUCUUGUAAAAAGGGAUAAAAUUGUUGACAUUACAUCAGAGUUCAACUUUAUCUUAUGUGUAUUUGAUUUACUAAAAAGAACAAACAAGCUAACCAUUCAAGGAGCUAUUGUGCUAUUAUAUUACACCAGGGUCAAAUACAGUCUUCUGCUGAGAAGAAUCGGUUGCCCUGUCCUCUGUCUCUCCUUAUCACUUUCUUUCGUCGUGCCUCUGGGACUCUUGCCCUCCUGAGGUUAAAGAGCAGCCGCAGCAGCUGUAAACCCCACCCCCCUCACCCUCUGAUUGGUCCCUGCAUUUUCCUGUACACUCAAACAGGCCCCUCCCUCCUCUUCCUCCUGUCUGUGCUCACCCAGAGCCUCCCUGUCAGUCUGUUUGGAUUAUUGUAACAGGCCAGGCCUUUCACAUGUGCUCCCCUCACUGCCCACUGCACAAACCAUAGUGAACAUCAGAGAUGGGGAGGAUUAGAUGACAGGGAGCAGCGUUUGCUUUUACCCCAGAGACGAGAGAGGAGAGAAGAGGAGCAAACAGCAACCAUGAAGUUAAAGUAAGUGGGAUAUUUGGGAUUUAAAGAAGGAAAAGGAGUGGAAAGAGUGAGUGAGAGUUUGGAAAUUAACAAGAGGAAAGAAAAACACGAAGAUUUAUGAUUAAAAAGGAGGAGGGUUGCUUUAAAUGAAGCAUUAGGAAAGUCUCCAUGCAGAAUAUGCUGUUUUUAAAGUUUUGGUGAGUCUGUUUGUGUAGUAGGGGAGAUCAUUAUUAAAACAUGCCUCAAUAAAUCCAGGAUAUUAACUUGGAAGCCUGGAAGAUGCAAGUUAAAGUUUAAGGUUGAGUUUAUCAUUGAAAUUCAGAUUGUUUACAGCAGGCAGAUGGACUUCAGUGCGCUUUUAUUAUGCAGGAGUUUGAUGUACUGUAUGCACGCAAGAAAAUAUUACUUUCCCUUCAUUUCCUCCUUCCUGUUUGUCAUGCUCUGUGACCUCAGCUCCUCAGUCUGCAGGUGCACCUACCCCUUCUGUGCCACUCUGUUUUUAUUCUGUGUUUUUAGAAGAAGUCAAUGCCAACUCAAAGUUUGUCUGCAAAGGCUUCACUUCUGUCUGUGAAACAUACAACACUGUCUCCCUGUAGACCCCUGAUCAAAUUGAAAAGCACUCGUUACAGAAAACAAGGUGAUGACCUGUGUCUGAGCUGCUGAUGUGAUAAAAUGUUGAUUCUUGCAGCAUCAUGAAGAAAUGUCGAGGGAAUCAAAAACGCUGCUUCCAGAUUUUGCAGGUUACUCCGAUGCUGUUAGCUUGCCACUUUAAGAGUAAACCGAAAAGAUAUUGUAGCUCAAACUGUCAUCCUGAUAAAAAGACCGCCAAAGACUCACUAAAAAUGUGUCAAAAUGGUUAGAUUUGAUUAAUAAGCUUUAAAACUGUCUAUCAAACAUAUAUAGCUCGCAACUGUUGACUACGAGCUGAUAGACUCAAACAGAUGGAAAUACGACAUUGACUAGAAUAUUGGAAUGUAAUUUUUCAUUGAAAUACAUCUAGAAAAAGUGUUUUUGUCCUGUAUUUGGGGGUUCAGCAUGUAAAUACUAAUAUUUGUUACAACAGCGGAUGGUGACACUUAUCUGUUAUGUGUAAGUCGCCACGUCCAACCAGAGAACAAACAGCACAAAUAUUAACUAACAACUUGAGGUGGAGUCAUGAUUUCACUUCUAAGAAAACGGUUAUCAGUGCUGCUGCAACACUAAACAAGUCUUAAGUCAAGAAAUGUGGUGUCAGAGUGUGACAUGAGAAGACCAUCUGAAAAUAUUAAAUUAUCAUACUAUAUUUAAUCUAACUUGAACCAUUUCAAUUUCAAGUCAUUGAAUGUGAUUUUAUGUAAAAAGUCAGUCUUGAAAAGAGGAUCAUUUUCUAUCAUAUACAGUAAAUGACUUGGCUCACUGUGUACUAAGAAGUAAGAGAAAUAACUUGUUUCACCUUAUCUGUCGUCUGUAAACGUUAGCAUGAAAACGAGUUUGACAUUCAUUGUAAUUCAAACAAUUUAUUGAUCCCUGUCUCUGUUAGUAUUGUACCAUGGUUGAUUUGUCAGAAACUUCCUGAGGUUAACUGGCUGCCUGUCAAUUACCAGUGACCUGAUAGUUUGGUGGAAAUGAGAAAAUUCUCACUGUACCCGGGCUGGCUGGUUUCUGCUAUUUGCAGUCUUGGUGCAAAGUUGUGAGUGGUUAGGAUAUUCUGAUCCAUAUCACAGACAGCAAGUAAAGCAAUUUCACGGUUGCAUUCAGGUUAUUUUUUUUUUUAGUUUCUAGCAUAGGAGGUUGAUCUUUAUAAAUCCCUGGUAAAUAUAUAUGUAUUGCUGAAGUAACAAUAUCUAACUUAAUUGGAAUUCUGCAAACUAUAAAAAUGGAUAUUGCUCAUCUAAUGAAAUGUUGAGUACCAUUUAAUUCACGCUUGUUGUAUUUUGUGUGGACAUGAGGUCAUUAUACAUGAGCGUCAUCAGAUUUUGGUUGACAGAUGUGCAGUGUGGACAUUUUUUAAGAGUCCUGUGUUAGCACAUCUGUAGGCUUUCAAUAGUGAAUGUACAUGCUCUAAAACACCCAGGCAGAGCUCUGUCUUAUCUUGUGGCACCAGAGUGCAUGGGUGGCAGAUAUAUUACCAAGUGACGCAUUCAUGUGUGUUUCCUCAUUCACUGAAGGUCAGCCUUUUUCUCAGUGACGUGAAUUUAACACGACAAACCCCAAAAGAAGGGACGUCCACAGAAAUACGACAAGGCUUUAAUAAAGAUCUCAAAUUUAUAGGACUGAAGCUUUACAAAACUCAAAAAUGGUGCUUGUGAAAAUUGCCACAGCAGAUGUAAUCGACUGCUGACCAUAAUAACUGUUGUUCAGACCCAUAAAAGGGGGGAGGGGUGAUGUGGGGGGUCAUAUAAAGGGGCGUUCAGGGUAAAGGCGUGCUCUGCUACUAUAAUCUCUCAUCUUCCUGUCCCCAUUGAAUGCUUUAGAUUAGAAUAAGACUGUUAUAAUUCAGGGGCUGGACUUUUUUCCGCCCUGCGCUGCAUUAGAGGCAUGGUCCCCUAAGUCCAUAGACAUGCAAAGCCCUUUAUAAACUAUCGCGUGACAUACAGGUGUUGAGUAGUUGUUGAAGAACCAGAUAAAGAAUUUUAUUUUUAUUUUUUUUUCUGAAUCUGUUGAUACAAAAAUGAAAUGGUUUUAUUAUCAUGAACUUAAGUCUUGCAUAAAGGCCAUUUAGUUGUCGUGUUGAAUUGAUUCUAAACACAAAGCUGAAACUGUAAUCUUAACACUGUAAACAUCUAUUAUGAUGAUAACAUGGUGUGUUUGUAGCUGUUGGUGUCAACAUAGUGUGUAUCAUUCAUCCUCUCUUGAUUAUGGUGAUUUUAAAUGUAAUAGGCAUUUGAACACUGUUGCCUGACUGAGUCGGUAAUCUUCAUCUCAUGAACCAAGAACAAGGAUGCAAUUAGCCUGGAUUAGCAUACAGGAAACAACAUGCAACUGUCUCUAAACCAUUUCAGCCAUGAUAGCAGAAUGAAGGUAGUGUGAUUUGCUGGUCUGUCUGCUGGACUGUCAAAUCGUAACAGCUGUUGGAUGGAUUGAUGGGUUCGUUUUUGUGGACAUUCAUGGUGUCCAGAGGGUGAAUCUAGAGGACUUUUAAGGAUCACCUGACCUCAACUUUAUUGCCAUCCUCAGGUUUAUGAUGAUGGCGUAAUGUCCACUAAGGUUGUCAUUUUUUUGGUACUUCAUAAUUUUUCGAUAGCCUGCAAUCUAAAAAAAUACAAUAUCUACUGUUUUUACAUUUAGUCUUAUCAAAAAGCACCAAGACCUUAUGGGAAGCAGGUCAUCACCUUGAGCUGCUGUGGAGAGACCAAGAGAGAGUCUUGGUAAACAAGAAAAAAAGGAACUAAGAGUAUUAUAUCUGACUUCUCAAAUUAGUUACUGUCUACAAAACUAUUAAACACACCUUUGCAGUAACAUGUAGGAAAAUGCAACAUGUUUUAUGUCUAUUGCUUGUCUUUGCUCCACCUUCCAUCACAGCCACAACAUUGUUAACUUUUCUCACUUACAGGUUGACAAAUACUGAAAUUAUGUUAAGUCUCUUUAGCAUCCUUAAAAAAUAUAUUUGUAUGUUAGAUUUAUAUUUGCUGAAAACAAACUGAUAACAGAGGAAAGAGGCAUCAGUGUCACAAGAGUUCAGCCUAAAGCUGCAGAGGUAAUAGUGAGCUUAGAUUUAAUCUUAGAACAGACCUGCAGUUUCCUCUGUUUUCAUUGUCGCCUAAAUGUUAAUGUUUAGCUCAUCACACUCAUUUGCUUCCAUGUUAAGGUGCAGCAAACACCACAAAUGAAACUUAAUGUGAAUUCUCUCUAUCUGAAAUAUUGCUUCAAGACUCAUUAAAUACACUUGUACAAAGAAUAACAUGAUAUCAUUAACUCUGGUUUAGAAUGUGAAAUGUUGUAUCACUAAAAGUUGAAUCAAACUAAGUUGUAGUUGCGCUGCUCUCAACUGAUAAUAAAACAUUAGCCAAGCAGUGAUCUGCAUGUGAAUGGACUUGUGGACUCCUGACCUGACAAACUAAUGAGACUUGUAAAACUUCAUGAAACUGUCAGUUAUGUAAGCUGACACUUUAAAGUGUUAAUCGGGGAUUUUAAAGAGGAAGUCAGCAGUCUCUAAAUAUACAGGUGUUUCUGUGACUCAGAGGAUAGCUCCUCUCCUGUCUAGAUCCACCUGUUUGCAUUCUCCGCAUUUUGUUUCUCUUCUUUUACAGUGUUUCUGUUCAGACCAGGCUAGUCAUUACUGUGCAGCGUGACAUGGCAUUUUGUGUGGAUAGAAACAGAGAGAUGGUGAAAACAGCUGAGCUCAGAGCUCUAGAAAGAGAAAAGACACCAGAGAGAGAUCCGAAAGAACAAAUUACUGCACAGUCAGAGUCUCAGUAACCAGUGCUGUACACCGAUUGUGAUCUAUGUUUUGUCAUCAUGUCAGUGAGUGGGAAAUGAGCUGGUUUCAAUCAUAUCUUGCCUGAGAUUACCUACCAACACUGGUUAAAGAUUAAUCUUGGUAAAAAUGGGUGGAUGGAUUGAGAAACUAGCAGACGUUAUUUUGUGAAUAUUACUGCUUGAAAGCCAGUUGGAGCUGCUGUUUUUGCUUCAUGGUGUCCUUCGAGGUUCCUAAUGCAUGAAGAGUCACAGUGUGGGUGUGAGCAGUGAAGCAACACAAACAGGUCAAGUGACAAGUUCUCUCUGCAGAGUGUGAAUGUGUUUAAGUGACGGUCCCUCUGAGCUACAAGUGUCUUUCAGUGAUGUAAUAUCACUGUUAUCUGGUUCGAAGGGAGAGGGCUCAAACCCUAACCUGUAAUUUUCAGGUGUGCUUCACUGUUGCCUUUGGACUGACAAUGUUGUUUGGUACAUCUUUUUAUUACUGAACGAUAUUUUUUAUUUCUUCAAUGACUGAAUAGAUGGAAAUUAUGUAUUGUGCUAAAAAUAUGCACACAGUAGUAGCUAGAAGUAAUUGGUCAAUAGUAGAGUGGGUUUGCGGUUCUUUGAGCUAGUUGCAACCUGCUGUAAAAUGGGGGAAGACAAAGAGGCAGCAGCAGCUGUGAAGAUAAACCAGCUUGCUAGCUAGCUGUAGCAGUCCUCUGAACACAUCCAAUACUUUUAAAACUAGGCUGAGCACCUAACAUUUAUGCUCUCUAAUCCUUUUGAUAAGUUGUUGGGAUCAUAGACUGUAUGGACAACUUCGUUCCACCUUUCACCAGUAUACGGAUUUGAAGCCAAAAAGCUCUCGGUAUUUCCGCAAUUUUUCCCCAUUUCCUGAAACCAACAUUGCGCAGUAGCAUUGUACGCAUUUUACCACUUGCACUGUAGCAUUGUACGAAUUCGGCGGCAGAGUCGUCAUGAUAGCGCUCGGCUCAAACAGUGUAUCCCCGGGUGAGCCAUGCAAUCUUUGUACACCCAUAGGCUGUAAUGUAGGUGUCAAUCAUAGAAAACAUGAACCCCCCAAUAACUUUUGAAAAUGGGGCCGUACAGAAAAAAAGAGGACUUGAGCACAAACCAGUCUUAGAGUAACUACAUGUCAACAUCACAAGCAGCAGGGAGAAAAAUUUAUAUUCUGUGUAAUAAAUUUCUAAAGUUGGUCCACAUCUCCAUAAGCUUUGCUGGCGGAAGCGGGAUUUAUGACCUAUACUGCAGCCCAUCACCAAAGGGUGCUGUUCUCAGGGUGGCUUCACUCAGCGAGGAGGCAGACGGCGUCCAUUCUAUAUACAGUCUAUGUUUGGGAUUCAGUUCAGUGACUUGUGAUCUAGUGGAAGUUGCAUACAAGUUAUUUCAAAAUAAAGGCUGGUCUUUACAAAAAAAACAAGUAACCAAACACGAUGGCAAAUAUAUCAAAAUAAAAGCAAACAAUAAUUUUAAGGUUUUACGAGCUUUUUAAAUUUUCUAAUUUACUCCAGUGCAAACAUUUUACAGGAAAUAACAGGUUUUAAAAAAGGGGAGUCAGCACACUCCCCAAACAAGUUUGCUUGCUAGUUUGGGAGGUUUUUGAAUUCUGUUGUAUGAAUUAAAUAAACUUGAAAGACUUGAGCAUAUAUUACCAUGAAAAGAGCAUACUUCGAUGAAACAAAAUGUGCAAGAGAAAUAUGCAGGUGAUAUUUAUUUGAAUAUGUUGAUGAAAUAGUGAACCAGAUAAACACUGUUCGAGUUUCUCCAAUGAGGCCUGUUUGCUUAUCUGGGAGUCAUGGAUUUGUGGUGGAAACCCUGUAUUCAGAUUUUCUUCAGUGUUUCAUAUCAAAGACAAAGAGAUAAAAAAGUGUGUUGUUUGCUAUAGAAGCUGGUGCCUGAGCCUAUGAACAGAAUUUGCAUUAUCCAAAUUAAAGGUGGCCUCCAUAACCUUGUAAACAAAGUAAUCUGGAGAGUUUAUGGUCAGUAGUAUUGCCAUGCGUCAUAUCUUGUUUUUGUUGUUAAAGGAUCUUCCAAAGAGAUAAGGUAGUAUUAUUCUACAGUUUUCUUAUUGUUCACCAUAUUACAGGAACCUCAGCACUGUCAGCCUCACUCUUCUGAGCACUGCCCUGAAAACUGAUUAUGUCAUGCAUCUGCACUGUUGACUUAGGGGCCAUUAUGUUUUUUCUCUUUCCUCUUGUUCUGUGUUCUUCUCCUUUGAAUGAUUCAGUGAGUUUGGCAGCAGCUAAGAUGAGAUCACUGGAACAGCCUCAGAGCUGCCAGGCAAAAUAAAAUGUGUGAAAAAGCUCAGUCCAGAUUUAACCAUGCAUUGUAUGGGAUGGGGUGGGUGAAUAAAAUAAAAACCCUUAAAGCUCCGCUCUACUUAGUAUUCACUGGUAGAUGAGGAACAGCAAUCUGAAAGAUGAAAUCAGUCAAAUGAGGCUGUAAAUUCCAGCCUUAGAAACUAGAUACCUCUGGGGAAAUGGUCAGCAUUCCUAUGUCAUGACAUUGAACAAUGUGUUUGACACUCAUUACCAUUUUUUCUGAAAAUUACCUCUGUCAUGUUGAUGAAGGAACCGCUAAAAAACAACGACAGUCCGCCUCACUGUGCUUUUAUAAUCUUCACCAGGUGUAAACUUGAAGGGCUCAUGUGUUUGGGCCUGUGUGUGAGAGUGCAUGUGUUUGUAGGUCUGCAGCUCAUCUCACAUACUACUGAACCUAGCAGCCUUGUAUUAUUAUGUUAUAUUCGAAAUGAAUAUUAUAGUUUUGCACAGUUUUAUCAUAUGUCUCAUUUCCUAAAGGCCCAUUCAAGGAAUUAAAAAAUGUUAACAUAUCCUGCAUCACAAAACAAAAAUAAUCUUUUAAAGACUUAAGAUUCAUGACGAAUCUCAGAGCUCCAACAUCACAGUAAUCAAUCAGGGGCAUAAAUGAAGCAGCAAGUUGUUUCUUUGCAGCAAAAGAAAAACGUGACUUAUUACUGAAAUACAAGCCAAGCCGCAGCUUCAGUAUCUUUACAAGUUUCUGUAUGUGAAGAGACAGAGAACAAUAACCCUACAUAUUUGUAAGAAGAUACAGACUCAAUCACAUGACAGGAUCAGCAGCUCUGUCUUGGAGUUUGUAAACAUCAUGAGGUGUCUCAUACAAUAUCAAAAGCAUGUUGUGAGAGACAAAGAGCCUGAUACCGUGUUGGAGCAGAUCACUAAAUGACAGUCUCACUAGUAAACAAAUGAAAAUUUGCAUUGGAGACAUUUUGACCAAUACUGUUGAAAUAAAUUGUAAACGACAGAGGUCCCAAAAUAGAGCCCUGAGGCAUGCCAUUUAUAAUUUCAAGAGAUCUAGAGGUGGUGAUGCUCCCUGCUUGAACACAUUGUGAUCUGUGGAUAUCAUAAACAGAUAGGUCCACGGUCUUGAACCCACCUCUGCAAAUCAAUUAAAUAACUACUUCUGACGAAACAGCAGAGGCAGGUUUUAACCCCAUUUGCAGAAAGAACCGUUUGAACUGUUACUGGCUCCUUGAUUGUCAAAAUUAGUGAUUGAGUCAAUCUUUUGAUGUUAGGGUUCAAACAAGACUCAUCUCAGUUGUUCCCAAGAGACCAUCUACCCCAGUAUUUCUCUACAUAUAAAUACUGAUUAUCUGACCCCCCACCCCGUGCCCCCUCGGGUGUUGAUCUGCUCUCUUAAAGAUGCACUUUGUUCUUGUUUUCUUUUCAAGUACACAGAUGAAUCCUAUUAGAGAGGCUUUGAAUUUAAUCAUCUUUUGAUUUUUUUGGCCCAGAUUCACCAUUUGGCCUUCUAUUUACAAGAGACAAACUCUGGUAAAAAAUAACAGUUUUGGUCUGUAUAGCCCAUCUCUUUAUUAGUACACACUGUACAAGUAAUAUUUUCAAACCUUGUCCUUAUUAAUUAAGUUGGACCAAGCGGUAAGAUUAAAUUUGCAUAAUUUGGGGUGCAGCAAGUCCAUUUGCAGAUGUGCAAAUUGUAUUCAUUGCGUGUGUUUCAAAAUAGAUGAUACCAUUUACCGUGAUGCACGAACAGUUUGAGCUUCCUCUGCUGGCUGUCAUGGACCUGACCUCCUCCAUGUAAACAGAUGGAACAUAAACUGUACACGAUCACAGAUUUUUUUUUUUUAAACAGUCAUUAUUGUUUCAUUACAGUAUUGUUAUUUGAUUUUAAAAUGAUGGUUGAUUGACAGCUCAGUUGACAAAUGCAGGACAAGGGUCAAUGGACUUUUCCAUUGCUACAGUAUAAGAUAAUGCUGACCCUGUGAACCAAAUCAUAUUGUAGAGUUCGUACACAUCAGUCUCCACUUUCUCCUGUCUGCCUGGUACACAGUGUACCAGAUCGAUUCAGAUAUAUAGAGUCUUAGUUCCUUUUGGAGGGUCAGUGUUUUACUGCAGGUUGAAGCUUUAUGUUCAUGAUUAAGGUGAUCUAUUUUUGUGAGCACAAAGAGCUCUGAAAAGUUUAGGUCAUCACACACUCUCAGAGGUGCAGUGCAAUAAAUGAGAUCCCUGCCUCAGAUAUCAUGCUGCUGGUGCUCUGUAUUUUCUCCUUUUCACAAAAAUAAGAAAACAAUAUGAAGCUUUUUCAAAAAACUAUGAAGAAGAAACAGCACAUUAUCAGUUUCCAUGUGAUCUAGUAUGUCAUACCUCACAAUAUGUCUGCGUAUAAGCAUAUUUAAGUCUGUCCCUGGUUUUGGUGCUUAUUCAUAUAACACUUUCCUCCCCUGCAAUUAUUAAUCAGCAUGUUAUUUCUUCCUCAUUACUUUUCUUCUUGUUUUGCCUCUGACCUUCCCUCCAUGUUUUUGCAUACACAGUGAGUCAGCAGCAUGCGCACCUCCACACAAACACACACAUUUGCACACAGAAAAAUCCCUUUGGCUUUAAAUCUAUCAGCCUGGAGGAGACCCACAAGUGCUGUUCCCUUUUUUUUUCCUCCUCUGGUUUGUUAGAUCAUCAACCGUCAGCCAGUCACAUACUCCUGAUGCUGCACACGCUCGCUGCACUGCAGUGAGCCAGCAUUUAUUCAGAGAGAGAGGGAGAGAGAGAGAGAGAGAGGGAGCAAAGGAAGAUGAAUGGAUGAGACAGACUGAGCCAAGAGUGAGAGUGAUUGGAGGAGAGGAAGUCAUGAGGGCGAGUAAAAGAGGAAAGAGCGAGGGAGGGGGGGAGAUGAUGUAAAAGCUGAAAUACAAUCUGGACAAAUCGCCUCUCCUCAACUUGACUCACGUGUGUGCGCAGACCCAAAAACACAGCGAGGAGCCGUGUGUCUCACUCACACAUGCGUCUCCGUCAGCUCCCGUUCGGCUGGCUGCUGCUACCUGCAGGGGAGCAUCAUCUGGUGUCAGGACUUACAUGACCUGAAGGGGGGUUUAAAGGGAAUUUUCCUGCAGUUUUCACCCACAUGGAGGCAGAGUUUAGGUGUGUGUGCUGGAGUGGAUGACGCCUGUUGAUCUACCUAUAGAUGCAGCACUGUAAGUCUUUCUUUUCAUAGAUUUAAAUGCAUGUUGUGGUUUCUUUGAUAUGUUUUGCAUUAUUGUAACUUUGAAAUAUUUGUUUAAAUUUGCAAAAACUCCUCUGAUCAUGCAUGAACUGCACCACUGAUAUUCCCCCCUCUCAUGCGUAAACUCUGCUGUAUGUGUAUGAAGUGAUCGCUCAAUCCAGCAGGAAUUCUUCUGCUCGGCUUGUGUGGCUCUGAUUAUGUAAGAGUGGAGCAUUUUGAGGCUGCUUCGACCUUGUGCACCGUCAGCACAGGGCUGCUUCUGUUGUCCUGUUGUGUCUGUCUGCAUGGAUUUAUAAUCAGAGCCAUAUUUGACGCUCUGUUCAUCUGCUUAAUCUGCCCUGUGGAGUCGGUAAGUUCUUAACAUGCAGUCUGGGAGCUAAGCUUCUGUAUGUGCAUGUCCAUGCUUGCAUAUUACAUGCUAUUUCAUGUAUUUCCAAAUGGAGAAUAGUGCUAGGAUUGUCUAAAACAAGACUUAAUUUUAGCCACAUUUGGGUCAGGUUAGUAUCCUGAUGCCACACUUCUUUUAUGUAUCAGUUUCAACUGCUAGAAAACCUCUCUAAAGCUGGGCAAUUUGGCAACAGACACUAAAAACAUCACAUACAAGCAUUGGAAAACAUCUGGUUAUGACCCACUGACAGCAGGACACCUUCAUGGUAUCAUCCCAACAGCAGUUUCUAUUCUUAGUUUCUUUUUUAGGCUUACUAGACCACACAUGUCAGGUUACUUGCUCUGCUUUCAGACAGUGAAGGAAGGCAUUGAGGAAAGGAACAUAAAGGAGGAGAAGGAGAGGGUGUACUAUAGGAAAACUCAGUCCCGCAGGGUUUCCUCUCAAGCAGCAGAGGUGGCCUGUUUCUGUCCUCCAUCUUCAAUGAGAGGAGACAAUAAAAGCACUGACACACUUUCUGUGUCAAAGUUAGAAACCAGAUAAACGUUACCGAGGAGACAGAUGCAAGGACGUUAUAAAACAUGUUUAAGAUAAAACUACAGAUCAACUUAUACUCCUGCAAAACCAUGAAGAAUCUGUAAAUGUUAUGUAGUAAUACUGUCACGUGUUUUCGUAAGGUUGUAAGUUGUGUCUCUUGCUGCAGGGAGCUGAACAUGGUGUGCCUGCGUUUGCUUCGUAAUUAAAUAUUUAUCACUCAGAGUGCUUUUUGAGAGGAAUAUCCACUCAAAGCUGCGCCACUCAUUCAAGCGGUGCUGCUGCGCUGGCUUAAAACGUGGAAGUUAAUGCCUAAAGAGGUUGCUCUUCUUCAUACUUUUCUGUAUGAUGAAUCAUUUCAUUACUACACAGAAUCACCAAUGUCCUUGACCAAAACUGAUCCUGGUACCUCAACUCAGGGUACCUGCUGGGUGCUGAUUCACAAUUCUUUCCCUGCUUUAAGUAUUUGUAUGAAAGCCAUCUCAGUAUUAAUCUUAAAUGUGGGACAAAAUGAGGCUAAAGAACAAACUAAACUAGUUAAAUCCAGAAUGUGACAUAGCACACACACACUGAAAGUUGUAAACAUCUGUAUCAGUCACAUCUGGAAGAAUCCAAUUCAUUGAGGUGCCUCCUGUGCUAAUCUGAGUGGUCAUGUGAGUGAAUCCAUUAUACUGGUCUUUGAGGAUAUCAUCCCCUGGAUAGACUCGUUUGAGGUUUUCAAGCCUGGAUUGGUGCAAAUUGGGCACAAAUGUGUGAUUAAAUGAUUCACAAAACAACUGCUGCAUAAACUCUGUUGGUUUUUUGAUGCAGAGAAGCAGUUGAAUGUUUUAUCAUGUCGGGGAAAUAACUCUUUUGGACUUUAAGACACUUAAAUGCGUGGGUGCAUUAUAUAAACUGGAUACCAAACUGAGAGAUGGUCCCGCUCCACAAAAUGUGAAGGGAAGUUUUCUGAUAAAAAGCUCCGGAUCAUGUGGUGAGAUUAUUUUGUUGGUUCCCAGAGGAUUUAGAGAAAAAACAAAUUAAACGGCAGAUGGGACCUCCAAAAUUAGAACUCCUACAAUUAGAAAAUGAUCUCUGAUGACUGAUGCUGAUUGUUAUUGUCACACAAGCAUCACCCCACCCCAGUGUCUGAAUUUAUAACAAUAAAACAAAAGUGGUUUUAUUAAAAGAAAUCAUGUGAGCAUUUUAUCCUCAGCAUGACCAUGUUUUAGAUUAUUUUGUUGCAGUGACCCCAGAUUAAUAGUUUUUUUUACUCAGAUUUUUUUCCCAGAAUUCUGAAUUUAAAGCCAAGAUUCUGAUUUUCUUUUCUCUAAACGCUUCGAUAAAAGUUUGAAUUCUGAUUUUUAUCAAAAUUGUGACUCUAUUCUCAGAAUAAUGAGGUUGAUGUCAUAUGUUUGAGAGAAGUCAUAACUCAAAGUAAAAAGUUUGAGUUCUUUUUUUUUCAUGUUUCUUGCAGUUAUUUUUAAGACUCUUUUUGGGCUGCUAAAUUGAGAGAUGUUCACUGUUUUUGGCUUCCCUCAGCCACAGGAGCUGUUUGGUGCCUCUGUUUGUGUUUCCUCUCUCAGUGAGGGGAUAGAAAGAAGAAAGACACUUGACUUUGACCUUUCAUCUUUACACCCUGCAGCUUUCCACUCACUUCUGUGGAUCGUCACAGUGUGUUUGAUCAUAUAAGGUGUACUCCUGCUGUGACCUCACCUCUCUGUGUCCUCUCUCUGUUUCCCUCAGCAGGGUCCAGGGUAAGAGGAAGAGGGACUCGUAUGUCAGAGUUUUAGGAUGGCCAGUGAAGGCACCACUAUUCCCAGCCCCGUGGUCCGUCAGAUUGACAAGCAGUUCCUGAUCUGCAGCAUAUGUCUGGACCGCUACGAGAACCCCAAAGUCCUGCCCUGCCUACACACCUUCUGUGAGAGGUAAGUGGAGAUACUGCUCCUAAUGUGGGAAUGUUUGCUGUUUAAAUCUUGUUAAACUGCAUGUUAACUAGAUCCAUGUGAGAGGGAGAUUUGGGGUUUGAAUUUGUGAAUGGUUAUUGGAAGACAAAACCAGUUAUGAAGGUCCAGAUAGAACUAUUCUAUUUGUUUCUUUAAUGCCGUGACGCUACGCUGGACAAAAGUUGUACACCUAAUAGAAAAGGUCAAGACGUUUAUCUUCAGCUACACUAUGUUUUCACUAAGAAUGAUGCCAUUAAGAUACAGAACAAUACUAAGAGCAAACAAUGCACUACAAAAAAAUUACACCAAAAUAGCAGCAUUCAUUCUGCAUUUAACCCAUUUAGUUAUUUUGGGUUGCUGAAGUUUUAUCUUUCAAUCAUAUAAGGGGAGUUGAAGCAACAGCACUGCAUAAACUCUGUAUGCAAAAAAAAAAAAAAAAAUCCACCUUCGAGGAGCUUGUUAAAUCAGACUUGUUUCCAGAUUGGUGACAAAGCAUUCCCAGUUAAUCCCAGGUUUCUUUUAAAGGGUUUACCUGGAUUAAGAAGAAAUGGGAUUCUCAUGGCCCAUGAAUAAACACCCAAUCCUUGUGUUUAUCAGACACAUCUGCAUUUAAAAUGAAACUUGACGCUGUAGUAAGAUGGACAAGACGUCAAAACAAUCCUCUGACAGCUACAGUCGGUAACUGGAGGAGUUUGAUCAUCCUUUGAGAUGAUGAGCAGGAAUAUAGUCAUAUACAAUCAGAAACACCCAAAUAAAGUACCUUUCACUAGAGCUGGGUGAUAUGGGAAAAGGUUUAUCACAAUAUAUUUUUUCCAUAUCAGUCGAUAUCCAUAUAUAUCAAGAUAUAAAAAAUGAAAUUUAACAAUCUUAUUUGUAGCAUGUCUUUUGCAAUGUAUGUAUCUGUGAGGUCUUUGUGUCUCUUCGACGUUUUGGCGUAAGAAGACUGAAGUGCUAAGGUUGCGUGUAGCUGCAGCCUGCUACUACGCAGUUGUUUGCUACUUGGUUCUAAUUCAGCACUUGAUUAGUUCAGUGCGAAGUGGACCCGGACCAACUCCCCUUUUCAUUAACUAUUUGUAUAGUCCAACAAAACAUGUCAGAACUAUUGACUAUUGAAAAGCAUAUUGACCAAGUUUUAUAUUGAUAUUGAGGGAAAUUAAUUUUCGAUAUAUAUCGUUAUCGCUUUAUCGCCCAGCCCUACCUGUCACUAUAUAUGAUCUAUAUGUAGUUAUAUAAAUAUAUAUCACUGAGAUACAGUAACAGUAAUAUCAGGAUCUUGAAAUCAAUAUGAAGACGGUGUGUUUGUUUGUUUGUGUGUUUGUGUGUGUCAUCCUCUGUGACAGUUGUCUCUUGUCUCUGCCACCAAGAGAAAGAGUUGACUGUGCCGGUCUGUCCCCUAACUCUGGUUGCUUCUGGAGAGUCAUUACACUGAUACACAGAACAAUGAUUGAUUUGAUCUCAGCGUAUUCGUUUAUCUUUGACUUGUUUGUGUUCAAGAACGUUUGCCUUUAACUGUAUUUCAAACCAUGAGGAAUAGAAACUACAACACAGGGGGAAAUGGACUUCGGCAUUAUUGUAUUGAUUUAUGUAUGGAUUCUUAACCUUCUUCCUGUGUUAGCUUUUACCACAUACCCACUAUGUUAAGGGUCGGUUUCAACCCGUGUCUUAAAUCAGCUGUUAAUGACACUAAAACCAUUUCCCUAUCAUCCAAUUUGGUUCUCAUCUCUAGGUUACCUUGUUAGGCUUCAUUAUCCAUGAAAAUAUUGCUGAUAAUAUUUUGUUGUGGGCCUCUGGGCUUUUCUUUGUCAGUAUACCUCUCAUACAGAUAUCUAUAUUGAAUUGAUCUCACGUCUGGACAUGCCUGACGUUGUUUUUUGUGCAGGUAAAAUCAUGGCAAAAUGAGAAUUUCCUGAAUUUCACAUGAUUGGAAGAGGACUGUCAGUGUGGUGCCUGAAAGUGCAAAUAUGAUUUUAGUUUUUGCUCUGAUUAUUAAAUAUUAAUCAAACCCAGUCAACAGCGAAAAAGCUGAUUUAUGUGAUUUAUGGUGGUUCUUUUAAGCAUUUAAAAACAAAAACAGGUCGGUGCUGACCCUAACACAGGAGGAGGGUUAAAGCCUCCCGUGCUUUAAAGUGUUUCUGACCACAUUCAUCAUGUUGCUGACUCUAGUGAGAGGAGUGACGACAUCCCUCUAUGAGCACACAUACUUAGUCAAUAAAGCUGGUUCUGAUCUAAUGUUUCUCAACACAAUGACAUUUUAUUAAAAAGCAGACACACAGUGUUGUAUAAUCCAAACAAUGACCCAUUAGCAUCAUUAGUUUUCUACAUCACCAGCUUAUUCAAUUCUAAGUAUUGUGUGUAGAUCCCAAAGGCUGCGUAUACCCACACAGCUGUUUUCAAUGUUGCUGAUUAGAUGACUCAGAUGGAGGUUGUUAUUGAGUCUCUGCUUGUUGAGGUCAUCAAGUACUUAUAUAAAUGAUAAAAAAAAAACUUCAUUUUAUUUCUAUAACUGUUUCAACAGUUUGCAUACUCAAGCUUCAUUUUAUAUGUUUUCACUUUGGGAGAGUAUUUUUACAUAUUUUUAUUGUAACUCAAUUAAAUGAUCGAAAUGCUGCUGGUCAAAAGUAACUGUAGAGUUUAUAUGAUACUGUAAUAGAAAAAGUUUUAAUAUAAAUUAAAAUUAAAGGUUGACAGAGAAAGGAUUUCAAGGAUCGUGGCAGGGAUAACGUGUCUGUCUUCACAAGACUGUCAAAUUUUCUUGAAGAAACUCAGCUUGUUCUGUUUAAAAUAUUUUAACCUCUAGAUGGCAGCAGAGUCCUGAUAAGCUCUUGUUUUAUUCUUUUCAUAUUACAUAACUGAUAAAGACUUAGUAGAUCUUAUUUGUGUUCAUUUUAAAUUACAAUCAUUUGAAAGGUGACAAAGACUGGAAUAAAGACACGUAAUAGUUAAAAAAAAGUCACUAUAAUCAUAAUGCGAGCUGUAUAUCUGCUGUAAAUCGCUGUCUUUGCACAGAGAGCUGAGUCCUCUGUCUCUCCUGUUCUGUCUUCAUAAACCACAUAAAUCUCACCACCUACAUCUCCCUGCAGACUGUCUUUGAUCACUCUUAUUAAAGGCUGCUCCCACUCAGACUCAGUGUCCCUGCUGCUCUCCUCCUCCUCCUCCUCCUCCUCCUCCUACAGGUGCCUUCAGAAUUACAUCCCAGCCCACAGCCUCACCCUGUCCUGCCCUGUGUGCCGCCAGACCUCCAUCCUGCCGGAGAAAGGUGUGGCGGCAUUGCAGAAUAACUUCUUCAUCACCAACCUGAUGGACGUGCUGCAGCGGGCUCCGGACAGCUGCAGCCAGGAGGCCGCCGCCCUCAACACCAUCACCACUGUGGCUGCUGGACAACUGCUGUCCUGCCCAAACCAUGGAGGCAACGUAAGGGUCGCCCAGGAGCACACUGUGUCUGUCUGCAUUUAACCCUCUCUCUUGUCUAAGUCUAGAGUUUGGGGUAUUUAAGUCCUAGUCGCAGAAGAAGAAUCUAAGUUGAGUUUCCAUCACCAGAGUCUGAGUGUCUGAGUCUAUAACCUGAGGAUUUCCACUCUAAACCCUUCACUGUUUAAAGUGGGGCUGACUUGUGUGGGAUUUUUGGAUUUGUAGGAAAUAAUUUCAGGUUUUUACUAAGUUAUCAACAAAGUUACAGCACUGUGCUUUGUGUGUAAAUGUGCACCUUGGUUGAUUCUCUGGGCCGAUUUUGGCAAUCUACAUCAGUUCUACAGAUGACUUAUAAAAUAAGUUUAUUUGAAAGUGUAGUACUUUUUAAAGUUAUAGUCUUGGGCAUUUUUGCCCUUAUUGGGUAGGACAGAUGAAGAGAGACAAAAAAUGUGAGGCAGAGUGAGUGACACCAUGCAACAAAGGCUAAGACUUGACCACUGCAAUGGAGAAGUAGGUGGAUGGUAGAUUUCAUUCAUGAACAGCACAUGAAAGUCUGAACUAAAUUACAAUCUGACAUAUUUCAGUCAGGACCAAAGCAGUCGUGACCAACAUUCCCAUUGAAUACUGCACAUAUGGCUAAAACAUUAUGGACUAAACCUCCACCCUGUCUUUAAAUCCAAUCUGCAUUUUUUCCUGCUGCUUAGGUCAUGGAGUUUUACUGUCCGCCCUGCGAGACGGCCAUGUGUCAGGAGUGUACGAGCGGAGAACACGGAGAACACCCAACUGUGCCUCUGAAAGACGUAGUGGAACAACACAAGGCCUCAUUACAGGACCAGCUUGAUGCAGUCAAGAAGAGGUACAUCAGUCUGUCUGCAUGUAGCAGUUCUUAUAACUCAAAUGAAACAAACACAGCCAUCUUUUAUGUGUUAACUCUGUUGUACAAUCUCUGCUCAUGCUGUUGCGCUCAGGUUACCAGAAAUCGACUCGGCCUUGCAGACGCUGUCAGAGAUCCUGCAGCAGCUGACCAAUCAAAAGAGCUCCAUAGAGGAUGACAUACACACAACAUUUGAUGAGCUGCAGAAGACUCUGAACGUUCGCAAAAGCGUCUUACUGAUGGAGCUGGAGGUCAACUACGGCCUUAAACAGAAGGUAAACUCGCAUAGCAUGAGAAAUGUUGCUCGGUUUACUCCAAAACACAUGCAGAGGCAAGUUUAAGUGCUAGGCUUGCAAUGUUGGUGUUGGGAUGUCACCCUCCACCAACAAUUUUUGAAGAGGCUUUUUAAAGCCUAAAGAUGUAGGUCACCAAGUUGGAAAUGUUGAAUCCAACUACUGCCUUACUGCUGGCAGCUACAAUACAUCCACCUGUCAGUCAAACAAACGGCAACACUUCGUAAUAAUACAUAACUCUUCAACUUAAUCAAAAUAAAUUAGGAGUUAUCUAAGUUGUCUCAAAAAGACAUAUAAAAUUAAAAACUGUUUUUAUUUGUACCAGUUUAUAAAACAUGUUUUCUGCUGUAAAAACUGACUCCAUUGAGGGUUUCCGUCUUUUGGAGCCAGCCUCAAGUGGACAAUUGCAGAACUGCAGUUACAAUUUCAUUGUUUAUUUAAUUUUGAGUAUAUGCAGUUGAAGUUGCAUGACAUGUUUGCAGUCCAAACUGUAAGCAAAAAAGGUGUUGUGUCACUUGUUUUUACAGUUUUUGACCAAGAUUAAAGUACAUCAUCUACCUCUUGAAGUGGCUGUACCGACAUUACUGCAUUGCUGCCCCCCACUGGGCUGUAAAGGAACUGAAUGUGGGCUGAGAAAGACCUUCAAUAAAAAGAUUUUAAGUUAAUAACUUACUUCUCACAAGGAUCAUUACAUUGUGAUUUUACUUUUGUUUAUUCAUUAUAUUUGCUUAACAUUGGCUUUAUUGGCAUUCGAUUGCUGUAAGUUCAAUUUGUGAUGUGUUUGAUAAAAUAGAUAAUGCAGAAAAAGCUUUUAAAAAUGAUCACAGUAAUGACCUGAUUGCAGUCACAGGCCAUUUUCACUGAUCUAUGUGUCAGAGAGCCCAGAUGGUCCGAUAGAUGAUAAACAGGGAGAUUGGGGGGGGGCUGGGGAAUAAAGCACCACCCAAACCCAGACAUCCAAUCAUACGGUCUGGUUAUGAGCAAACCACCGCCCCCUCAGGGAGCUGCGUCACAUGGGUCACUACUGAUUAACAACUGAGUGGAUGAAGUGCGGUCAAAAUGCUGAACCCGAGGGAAAGUCAGACAUGAGGAUUCAGCUGUGUUGUUGCUCGUAGCUAGAUGGAGCCAGUGCUCUGAGUGUACUGUUUUGGUGAUUUGGGUGUGUCAUGAGCAGAGAGGGAACACAGAGUUGCUCUGCUCGUCAUGCUGUAAACACACUGUUUACCCUAAAACUAGAUGUCUGUUUGGACAGAGACCUCAGCGUGUGAGUGAGGAAGUGCAGAGUGAAGGAGAUAGCUGAAGUUGGUGAGAGGAAAUGUUUGACUCUAGUGGGAGUUAAAUGGAUAAAUGGCCUCUGUUGUUGCUGUUGUUGAAGAGGAGGAGUGUGAUGACCAGAUUGAGGUGAGUCUGUCCUUGUUCUGUCUACAGGGUGAAGUCAUAUCUCAGUGAGAAGGAGAAAUGUUGAAAAGUUUAGUGACAAAGGACACAGUCAGGAUCACAGUCAGAAAUUGUAAUGAUCUAAACUGUGACUUUUGUUACAUUAUUAUGAGCCAAAAUGGUGACAAUUCCCACUGUCUUAAUCUACAUUACAUUAAUAACUGACUCAGGAUUAUUCAUUGUUAGAAAUAAUCACUUAACAAUGGCUUUGUUGAAUAAUUGUAAGUACAAUGUGCUGUCCGUGGAUACGUUAUUGUGUAGGGAUUUAUAGAUGAUCAUGUCAGCAGCAGGGUUUUUUAAUAGUGGAGUUCUUACUAAGAGACUUGGUGGUCAAUUUACCAAACUAUCUUUUUUGGUUAUAAACAAAUCCCAGAACCUGCAGCUGAGUAAAACCCUUAUCGUCAUAUAAAACAGUUCACAUUAAUGUGUUUUUGAUCAUUUAAACCUUGCUGCUCUUCUAUCGCAAAGCUCAAAUUUUUCAUGUCAUGCCCAAUGCUUCAAUUUCACACUGACGGUCUGAUGUAAAACUCCUACAUGCCUCUUACACAACAGUGAAGCCUGUUAGGAUUAAUGUGUGGGCUUUUAAAGUGGACCAACAGUCUCGCUCACUGAUUUCCCGAUUGUGGUUUGGGUUCCCCCAGGGGGCUUGAUAAGUACAUGUGGUUGAAUGAAAGAAAAAGACUGAAAAAUUUCUGCUACCAGUGUUGGCCAUGUUUAACUCAGCGUCCUUAUCCUCUGUGAGUUGUAGUAAGUAGAAAUCUUCUUUUUUUUUUGGCUAACCAAGCAGCAACUUCCUGUGUUAAAAAUGAAGUCACCGUAGACUUGCAAAAAUGUAACUUCUGAAUGUAUCUACUUAAGACUGGCUGCCAAAGCUGAGGAAUCAUAAUAUUUGGUCCCAUAUUAAGGAAAAGCUCCUUUUUUUUACAGCAAUUUACUCAAACUUCUGAAAAUACACAUACUGCAGCAGAAUAUAACAACUGCCAAACCAAACAUCCUAAAUGUACACUUACUGUACAGAGUUAAGUGUUUUUCCAAACAAGUUUAAACACUGCUGUCCUUAUCAGAGAGAUUCAGUGGUGUCUCUGUGGCGUCUAUGUCCAGUUCAUUUCUUUGUAAAUUAUAAUAAUCUACAAUACUGAACCAUUUUUUUUAAAGUAGUCAGGUUCUCUCUGCAUCGUUUCCUGGUUAUAACUUAUAAUGAAACCUUAAAGGGAUAUUCUGGCAUAAAGUUAGGGUCAAUCACACUGUAACACCGAGUUAGACACCCUGUCAAGAGAUGAAUGUUGCUGACCUCUAGCUUCUCUAGUUAUACCAACUUUAGUAACGACCGCACGAUAGCAAUACACAACACUCUGAGGAGCCAUAAACAAACCUCAACCAAAACACCACUCUAUAGCCACAAACAAUGCUCAGAACAGCACCUAACCUCAUCAACACUGGCUCCUGGGGUCCGUUUCACGUAGCAGGUUUAGUGGAAACUCCGAGUUUGUUAACCCUGAAAUCAGGGAAACUCUGAGUUUUCCGUUUCACAAAGGAGGGUUAGUUAAACCAGGGAGAGAGGGGUAACUCUAACCUGUUUCACAAAGAGAGGUAACUCAACCUCGCGGUCAGUUACCACAGUAACAGACUCCGUGAACCUAACCUGCUCGGGAGCAGGUUUAACUCAGUAAACCCAGAGUUUCAGGUGAGACAUCGGCAUUUUCUCAUUUUGAUCAUGUUUUACAUUGUCAAGUAAGUAUUAAGUGGCAGUUUGAUCCCUUAAAAAUGCUCUUUUCACACUCAAAACUGAAUUUUACUCUCUUAUUAUGUUCCGUUAAAUGAUUAAGAAUAUUAAACUAACACAAAAACGGGUGGUGGUCCAGCAGCCCCACCUUUAACGGAGGCAGAGGAGCUGCCCCCCCCCACAGACACACACACACACACACACACACACACACACACACACACGCACACCAGUCCGACGAUCGCUGCCACGAGGUGGGGGUUUCGAUCGUCGAGGGGGGGCAGCUCCUCUGCCUCCGUUAAAGGUGGGGCUGCUGGACCACCACCCGUUUUUCUGGCAUCUGCCCUCUUUCUGUUUACUGAGUAAAAGUCUAAUAUUGAGUGUAGUGUGUGUUAGUUUAAUAUAUGUACAUAUACAUACUGAGAGUUAGUUUAAUAUUCCUAAUCAUUUAACGGAACAUAAUAAGAGAGUAAAAUUCAUUUUUGAGUGUGAAAAGAGCAUUUUCUAAGGGAUGAAACUGCCACUUAAUACUUACUUGACAAUGUAAAACAUGAUCAAAAUGAUUCAAGCAGUUUCCCUGCAACAGUCUGUCAUUGUGAUUGCACGAGACUAGAUUUAAAGUUACGCAUUGACGCGAGCAGCGAUUUCCUCCCAAGCCCUCUCCCUCUCCUCUGCAGCUGCUGCUGUAUUGCACUUUCUUUAAAAACGUGCUGUAAUUCGCUGUUGGCUUGCUGCUGCCCCCUCCUUCUCCCUGUUUCCAUUGGUUGAUCAUUGAAUCUGCGCUCCACAGAUGCUGGCUGUUUAUGUCUGGCGUGCACGUGCUUAACUCCAGGUCAAACUACUCGGAGUUGUUAAAACCGUCUCAAAUCAGGUGUUGUGAAACCGGAAACUCAGAGUUUCCUAACUCAGAGUAGAUCAACUCAGAGUUAAGGAUUUAACUCAGAGUUUGUUGAACCACCUACGUGAAACGGACCUCAGGUCAGCAACUGAAUUGAUUUCAAGAAUCAGCUUCUGACCUUCAAAACCAUCCAUAACCUUGCUGCUUUGUACUCUUGUACUUUCUUUCCACCUGCUUGUUUGACCACCAUUGGCUUCCUGACUUUAGAACUCCCUCCCAGCAGACAUCUGUCACAUUAACUCUCUCUCUAUUUUCAAACCCUGCCUUAAAACUCAUCUUUUCAAACUGACAUAUUCAGUCUGACUGAUUUCUUUCAGUAGACCUAUAUUCAUUGUUUUAACAUAUAUUGUGUGGACUGAUUUAUUUGUCUUGUUUUAACCCUCUCUUGUAAAGCAACCUUGAGUGCUUGGAAAGGCGCCUACAAAAAGAAAGCAUUAUUAGCUCUACCUUUUUGCCUGUUUCUAGGUUAAUUAAAAGUUAUAUUGAGUCACUUGUUACUUCCACUCUGUGGUCUCAAGCUCAGAAAGAACAGGAGCUAGUGGUCUGUCUUACCACAAAGUAACUCUGCUGCCCCCUGCUGAUUAUGUUUUUAGGUGCUCCAGGCCCAACUGGACACCCUGCUGCAGGGUCAGGAUGGAAUCAACAGCAGCUGUAACUUCACAGAGCAGGCACUGAGCCAUGGCACAGAGGCCGAGGUGCUUCUGGUGAAGAAACAGAUGAGUGAGCGUCUCAUUGAGCUUGCCAGCCAGGAGCUUCCUCUGCAGCCCAGAGAGAACAACCAGCUGGACUUCAUCGUGGAGACGGAGGGACUCAAGAAGUCCAUCCAUAACCUGGGAACUAUUGUAACCACUAACGCUGUGGCCUCUGAGACUGUAGCUACAGGUGAAGGGCUCCGGCACUGUGUGGUGGGUGUUCCCACCUCCAUCACAAUAACAACCAAGGACAAAGACAGAGAGCUUUGCAAGAUGGGAAACGCAGUCAUCAGGGCUGAAAUCUCCUCACCUGACGGCAGCAAAGGUGAAGGAGAGAUCCUAGACAACAAGAACGGGACCUAUGAGUAUCUGUUCACAGCUCCUAAAGAGGGGACUUUUAACUUAUCUCUGCAGUUAUACGACCAACACAUUAAAGGAAGCCCCUUCAAAAUAAAAGCCACCAAGUCUAUAGAUGUGUCGCCAACUUGUGAUGGCAUGAAGAAGAGGCUGAAGUCUCCAGGGAGUGGUCACAUCAAGCAGAAGGCCAUCAAGAGGCCAGCCAGUAUGUACAGCACCGGGAGGAGGAAAGAGAACCCCAUCGAGGACGACCUAAUCUUCAGAAUCGGUGAGAAAACAGACCCUGACUGUGCAGAAAGGGUGGAUAUCAAACCUCUUAAAAUUUUCUGGAAUCAGUGAAAAAAGCUGCAUCAUAUCAGGAUCUUUUGAAAUAUCUCUGAUAAGAUUUGUCGGCUGCUGAAAUUUUAUAAUAUCAAAUUUUCUAUUUAUCUCUUUGCGUGAAUACUCUGACUCUUUUCCUCAAAGGGAAAAAUAGUUAAGAUCAUAUGUCUUUGUUUGUUGGUAAUAAGAUUUUUAUGUUGGUAUAAAUCAUAGACUGUAUAUAAGAUGGACAGAGUCUGCCUCCUCGCUGGGUGAAGCCACUCCGAGAACAGCACCCUCUGAUGGUGGGCUGCAGUACAGGUCAUAAAUCCCGCCUCCGCCAGCAAAACUUAUGGGACUGUGGACAAACUUUAGAAAUUUAUUACACAGAACAUAAAUUUUUCUCCCCCCUGCUUGUGAUGUUGACAUGUAGUCACAGUAAGACUGGUUUGUGCCCAAGUCCUUUUUUUUCUGUACAGCUCCGUUUUUAAAAGUUAUUAGGGGGUUCAUGUUUUCUAUGAUUGACACCUGGUACAGCCUAUGGGCGUUCAGGGAUUGCGUAGCUCUUCCGGGGGAAUACGCUGUUUGACCCGAGCGUCAUCACAGGGACUCUCGGCGACUGCGCGGCCGAAUGCGCACAACGCUACUGCACAGCUCUGGUUUCAAGGAAGCGGAGAAAAACCCGGAAUUACCGAGAGCUUUUUGGCUUCAAAUCCGUAUACAGGCGGAAGGCGGAACCACGGCGUCCAUCUUAUAUACAGUCUAUGGUAUAAAUACAUUGUGUUAUAUGUGGAACUAGUAAAAUAAAAAUUGUUUAUGUUCAUUUCCACUUAGCUUUGAUGCUAACAUCUAGUUGAUUUGUCAUAAUUAAUUCAUCCCUGAUGUUUUUCAAACAUCUCCUUGUUCUGUUUGAAACGUAACCCUGAAUACUUGAAACAGGAUCUGCAAUUAUGCUCUAAAGCUUUUUAUGACUAGAUGUUUUUACGGGGCUUUUGUUGAGCUACAGUCUGUUUUUCUAUCAUUAUUGCCAUUUUAUAUUCAAGCAAAAUACAUCCAUCUUUUAAAUACAGGGUCUAAAUCGUCAAUCUACUGAUCUCAAUGUUUUCCAGGUACUAAAGGUAGAAACAAAGGGGAGUUCACAAACCUACAGGGAGUGGCCGCCUCCUCUUUGGGAAAGGUGCUGAUAGCUGACAGCAACAACCAGUGUGUCCAGGUAUAAAUGACCUCCAGUGCUCUCACAAUACAACCGAAAUAGCAGAGGUCACCAUAAAUCAUUGGUGCAGCACCAUAGGUCACUGUUAACAUUCUCUACCCAGCCAUCUCUCCAGUGUGAGUAAACUUAUCUUUUACAUUGAUUUUUGAUGUUUUUUUGCUUCAGGUUUUUUCUAAUGAUGGUCUGUUCAAGAGCCGGUUUGGGGUCCGAGGCAGGACCCCAGGUCAGCUGCAGCGCCCGACCGGUGUGGCCGUUCACCCCAAUGGUGACAUCAUCAUUGCUGACUACGACAACAAAUGGGUCAGCAUCUUCUCGGGUGAAGGCAAAUUUAAGGUGAGAUAAAGCCUGAUCUCUAACUAUGAGGUAAUGACUGCUGACAUCGAUAAACAUGUAAGGUGCAGCCAUAUAUACAGUUUUGAAAUAUGGGAGUCUGUUCUACAUAUUUUAUCCUUGAUUAUAGCUGUAAUGUUUGGCAUUUUACCGAUAUUGUAGUCAUGUAAGCCAGCUGUCUUUGUUAACAAUCAUGUAUAAUGAUUAGGUGUCUGAACCGCUGAAAUAAGACAUGAAUUCUUGAUUUUGCAGAAUAAAAUCGGCUCAGGGAAGUUGAUGGGUCCCAAAGGCGUGUCAGUGGACAGAAACGGACACAUCAUCGUGGUCGACAACAAAGCCUGCUGUGUCUUUAUCUUUCAACUCAAUGGCAAGCUGGUCACCAAGUUUGGUAACCGUGGCAACGGCGACAGGCAGUUUGCAGGUACACUCAAUGGUAAUAUGUGCACUGCCCCGUACAGUCUCUCUCUCUCCGACCAGAUCUCACCUGCAUGUGGAAUGAUGACGAAUGCCAAACCAGGAUCCCAUCAUCCUUUGACCUCAGAGGUUUUUCAGUUUGACAAAAAACAGUUUUUUUCCCCCUAAAACCAUUUACAGCAUCCCUCAAUGCUCAUUUAAUUCUUAAUGAAUUAAGUGGUCUUUGCUGUCCCAACAUACAGCAUGUUGUGCCACAUGUUAAGGUUUGGAUAUUUUAUACUUCAGUCUUGAUUUGGGGGGUUUCUUGUGUCAUUGUAUGCUUUUGUUUGUGCAUUUUCUAGCAUGUUUUCUUAAAAGCAACCUUCAUGAAGUUGUGUUAUAAUGAGGUAAGAAGACAUUAACGUUGAUCUGAGUCUUUGUUGUCUCCAUAAUUUAUGCAGGCCCUCACUUUGCUGCUGUCAACAACAACAAUGAGAUCAUAGUGACAGACUUCCACAACCACUCAGUCAAGGUGAGUACAGAGUCUGAGCAGGAAGAGUGCAUGACAAGUAUGUACAGAGUCAUUCACUUAGAGGAUUGGGAUUGGUCCAGAUAUGUUUAAUGCAAAAGGGAGUUCCACUUAAAUUGAAUAUUGUUGUUUUACUUUUAAGUUUUAUUUUAAUAUGCACAUGCUAUUUUGAAACUGUAGGUGUUCAACACAGAAGGAGAGUUCCUACUGAAGUUUGGUUCAAAUGGUGAGGGAAACGGGCAGUUCAAUGCCCCCACAGGAGUGGCUGUGGAUGUCAAUGGGAACAUCAUUGUGGCAGACUGGGGCAACAGCAGGAUACAGGUCAGUAUGACAGACCUAUGAUAGAAAGAUAAAGCAGAUUUUGACCCGCUUGGGUUCCAGUGUUUGACUUAGUGGCAAAGUUUUACACUUUGUAGAAUAAAUUUCAUACAUACUCUGUAAUAUAUUAUGGCUAAUUAAAACACAAAAUGAAAAAAGACAUGACCCAAUAAUAAAAAUCACUGCAGGGCACAAAGAAAUUAUAUCCACAGACUGCUUUCUGUGAACACAGUUUUGGUUGCAUCCAUAAAUGCAAUAAAAACAGUACUAUGCAAAGAAGACACCAUACAAAAACACGGUGAACUGAAGCAAAGCAAAGCAGAAAAUGCCCCUAUGGUCUGACAAAUCAAAAUUUAACAUUUUGUUUGGAAAUCAUGAACGCAGCGUCUUCCACUCUAAAGAGGGGAAGGAAUACACAUUUUGUUUUCAGGUUUACGGCCAGAAUCCACAAUGGUAUGGGGGUCACAUGGGUAGCUUACACAUCAAUGCUGAGCAGAUAUAAAGGUUUUGGAGCAACAUAGACUGCCAUCCAGACAAUCCUUUUUUUUCAGAGAGAGAGACCUUGUUUACUACUGCUGGUGUUUCUCAUCCUGCGGUCUUUUGAAAGCAAAAAUUAUCAUUUGAUGUUUAUUUUUUAUGCAGAAAUUGUACAAACAGACAUGAUCUGAUUUUUAAGUAUACUAAUUAAACAUCUCCCGUUUGUUUCCAGAACAUUAACACAUCUCUGCUUUUGUAUUUCUCUCUCCCUCAGGUGUUUGAUGGCAGCGGUUCUUUCCUGUCCUACAUCAACACCUCAGCAGACCCACUCUAUGGCCCACAGGGUCUGGCCCUCACCUCUGAUGGACAUGUUGUGGUCGCAGAUUCUGGCAACCACUGCUUCAAAGUGUACCGCUACCUGCAGUAGCCUCCCUCCACCUUCAGUGUACAGUGUAGAUAUUUACUCACAUGGACUUGGUAGCGUUGAGGGACCGGCAGUUUUGCACUCAUCCACUCACUCAUUCUUCCUUGUCGUCAUUGUGCCAUCUGUUUGACUGUUCUCCACUUGUGUGUCUCUGGCAUCACAUCCAACACUGAGCAAAAAAAACAGAAGAGGAGUCACUGUGGUUUGAAUGAAACAGGAGGAUCUCUGAUACUUUCAGGCGACUAAUGCUGAUUGGUGCUUUAUAGGAGACACUCAUCACCUACUUCAAUGUCUUCACAGUUUUUUGUAGAUCUAACUUCUAAAAUUGUACAUAUGUUUGACGUGUUAUGAGAUGGUGGUAAGACUGGAAAAUAACACAGUUGCACUUGUUCCUGGUUCAACACUGAGUUAUAUCAGACUGGUAUUACAGUAAAAACACGUGCAGUCACCUGAACAACAAAGGAAAUCAAUUUCUAAUUCCAGUAACUACAGCUACCUGUUCAAUACUCUUAAAAGUCCUCACAUUACAUAAAAACACUGUAGAUAGCAGGGUAUUUUAAAGCAUGAUUAUGCAUCUUUGUGCAUGCUGUUCUUACUUAUAAACACCGGAAAAGUUAGUGUGCACUUAUAGAAAUCUACUUUAAGCUGAUAAGUAACAACAGCACCAAAAGAAACUUACAAUCGAAGCACUGUUUGAGUAAAACCUCAACUUCUCUGUGAAAAUAUCUAGUGGAUGUUACAUGUCAUCACUCUAAAGUAACACACAGGUGAUUAAUAAUAAAACUCUGAUACCUUCUGCUGAAUUUGGUUUUACAAAAAUCACAUAAAGUGAUUGUGUAUGUUGUGAUUGUUAAGGUACCAAACAGAAGCCAUUUGAUACGUUGAUUUACAAUCUGCAGUGUGUUGGGGCAUGUGUUUGUGUACUCAGUUGUGUGUUUGAGUGUACUGUGUAUGAAGUCUCUUAACAUUAGGAUUUAGAAUCCGCUGUGAUCACAGUGUAAAUAUCCGUGAAUUUCAGUAAAAAGCUGCAAUACUUUUAAUGGAACAACAUACAACUCAGGCUGCAGAACUUUCAUCACCACCACUCAUUUCCAUGUGCUCUUAUUUCCUCUGUAGAACUAAUGAGAUUUAGUUUAAAACGUCAACUUCAAUAAUGCAGACGUAGUUCAGUAGUGAUUAAGACGUGUUUUAAAAAUGCACUGUAGAGAGCCUUAGUCCAAACUUAUUUGUCCUUAAGCACAGUUUUGAUUACUUGUUUUCCUGCAUUUGGUCACACAUUUUCUACACACCUCUGUUAAAUUAUUUGUUUUUCAUGGUCUUGUUUUUACCUGUAAUGCCAAAUGGAAAUAAAGUGCCCAUAAAAAAGAAAAUUCA
Molecule: messenger RNA, 36191 nt
Organism: Xyrichtys novacula (pearly razorfish)
Lineage: Eukaryota; Metazoa; Chordata; Actinopteri; Labriformes; Labridae
Source: the annotation of a GenBank genome assembly